GGCUGCCGCUCGGCGGUGAGUAUCUGGGGGCGCCACCAUGGCGUUUCGUAAGAAGAGCACCAAGAACCCCCCGGUCCUGAGCCACGAAUUCAUCCUGCAGAAUCACGCGGACCUCGUCGCCUGCGUGGGGAUGUUCUUCGUGCUGGGGCUCAUGUUCGAGGGAACCGCAGAAGCAUCGAUCGUGUUUAUCACGCUGCAGCACAGCGUUCCCUUCCCCGCGGGGGAAGAUCCAGCCAAGGAGUUAAAGUUCCUCUAUCAUUACGGCAUCAAAGACCUGGCCACGGUCUUCUUCUACAUGCUGGUGGCCGUCAUCAUUCACGCCACCCUGCAGGAGUAUGUGUUGGAUAAAAUUAACAGGCGAAUGCAGUUCCCCAAAGCGAAACAAAGCAGAUUUAAUGAAUCUGGCCAGUUCAGUGCAUUCUACCUUGUCUCAUGUGUUUGGGGCACGUUCAUUCUAAUCUCUGAAAACUGCCUGUCAGACCCCACGCUCGUAUGGGGGGCUCAUUCCCAUAACGUGAUGACAUUUCAGAUGAAGUUUUUCUACAUCUCACAGCUGGCUUACUGGUUUCAUGCCUUUCCUGAACUCUACUUCCAGAGAACCAAAAAACAGGAUCUCCCUCGCCAGCUUGUCUACAUCGGUCUUCACCUCUUCCACAUUGCUGGAGCCUAUCUCCUGUACCUGAACCAUCUGGGGCUUGUUCUCCUGAUGUUGCAUUACUUUGUGGAAUUCCUUUCCCACAUUUGCGACCUGUUUUAUUUUAGUGAUGAGAAGUACCAGAAAGAGAUGUCUCUGUGGGCAGUUGUGUUUAUUCUGGGUCGACUUGUGACUUUAACUGUUUCCGUGCUCUCUGUUGGCUUUCACCUGGCUGGAGGGCAGAAUCGGAAUCCGGAUGCCAUUAGUGGAAACGUGAACGUGUUGGCAGCUAAAAUUGCUGUUCUGUCGUCCAGCUGCACGAUCCAGGCAUACAUAACGUGGAAUUUAGUUAACGUCCAGCUUCAGAGGUGGAAGGAAGAAGAUGCUGUUCUUCAGGCCCCAAGUGUGAAGAAGAAACGGACUAAAGGCAGGUCUUCUAGAAAAGGAACAGAAAAUGGGGUGGCAACUUCAAAUAAAGUAGACUCUCCCCAUAAGAAGAAAGAGAAAACUUCAUAAUGAAUUAUAAGUUAGUUGACUACUGUCCCCAAAGAAGUCAGCUCUUUACUAUAUCUUUCUGUGCUAGAGAUUUUUCUGUUCUUGAAAAUAGUUUGUGCUCUCUUUAAUUUUUGCUAUCGUACAGUGUAAUAUAUUUUUUUAAGAUGUUUGAGAGGAGAGUGAUUAUUAUGAGUGGGAAAAAAAUUUGAUUUAGACUAAGCUACUCAUCGUCAGAAUGGUUUAGGGAUCACCAGAACAUUUUUGUUUGCUUGUUUUUUAUCUUUCAACAUUUUCCUAAUGAUUUAUAGAGAUAACUACAAAAUUCCACGUAUCAGAGAUACAAUUUCUUGCUCCCGCCAAUCUUUUAUAACAUUGGCAAGAUGGUCUGUUAUAGCAAUGUCAUAGUUUUAAUGUUCCCUUUCAGGAUAAAAUAGAAAUAUUAUAAAGGUAGAAGUUAUCUUCAUUAAGUUUUUAGCAUUCUCUACUUCUUAGAAUUUUUUUUCAGAAUUUACAACUGGAGAAAAGAUUUGUAAAACAACCAAAGUAAUGAUGUAGUGUUUGUUACUGUUACAUCCCCAUUAAAAAAACAAAAUACUAAUGGCUAACAUAUGUGGAGACUUAUUGCCAUAUAUUAAAUCAAAAUAUCUUGAAUUAAUAUAAAAGUAUUGCUGAAGAGGUAAAAUCAUUCUUGUUCAUUUUAAACACUUGUAAACUGGAAAUCAGAAAAUUAAAUAUUUACUGUAAAAAGGAAA
Molecule: messenger RNA, 1881 nt
Organism: Ceratotherium simum simum (southern white rhinoceros)
Lineage: Eukaryota; Metazoa; Chordata; Mammalia; Perissodactyla; Rhinocerotidae
Gene: TRAM1L1
Product: translocation associated membrane protein 1 like 1
Biological process (GO): SRP-dependent cotranslational protein targeting to membrane, translocation; protein insertion into ER membrane
Cellular component (GO): endoplasmic reticulum membrane
Source: RefSeq, a predicted model, not a curated record